This is a messenger RNA of Pedinophyceae sp. YPF-701, 1335 nucleotides long. NCBI's taxonomy places the organism in Eukaryota, Viridiplantae, Chlorophyta, Pedinophyceae. The record is from the annotation of a GenBank genome assembly.
AUGUUCCUGAACGACCUGGAGAUCUCGUUGAGGUCGCCGGGGGCGUCGACGUCCCAGCUCCUGAUGGAUCGAGUGUCUGGGAGCAAUGUGUCGCCGUCCGGGUCCGGCGCGAACAUCGACAUUCUGCUCACGGACAGUGCAACCACGUCGGUGUCGAACCUCAACAGCAACACGGGGCCCUUCGCGCCGAGCCCGGGGUCGCUGUCGGCGUUCGAGGGGACGUCAGCGGUGGGGACGUGGGAGGUCGUGAUCGCGGAUGAAGCGCAGGGAGACUCGGGGGAGCUGCUUGGGCUGGAUCUUAUCUUGACAUGCGAGGAAGGAGGAGCCGCGACGAUUUUUUCCACGACUUCUCGGGUCGAGAUCUCGUUCGAAGAGCCCGUGGACUCGAGGGAUCUCGACAUCAUCAAGGCCGAGAUUGCGGACAUGAUGGGGCUGCAGUGGCCAUCUCCGAACCUCGACAUUGUGUUCUCUUUGAGAGCGACUCGUGCGAUGAGGAAGCUCCUGCAACGGUCCACGUACAUCGUGACCGUCGUCCAUCGGUCCCAGGACCAGGCUCUCGUCGCCGCGGCCUCCCAGGUCUUCGCGAGUGCCGUGCGCGAUGGCACGAUGAUCUCCAGACUGCGAGCGAGUUCGCCGAUCCCCGUCCUCGCGGUCGUGUCCGCGCCUGAGGUUACACAGUCUCCACAGACGGGGGACCGCGCACCGGCGCAGACGGAGGACUCGUAUUAUUAUACGAGUCCUGGAAAUUAUGAUGACGACGAUUCCCCUGCUGGCGACAUCGGUGCGGCAGUUGGUGGAACAUUCGGAGGGAUUGUGUGUUGCGUGGCUGCUGUGGUUUUGGCGAUUAUGCUCAAAAAGAGAGGGUCUGGCACGGCGUCAAAUGGCAGAGUGUCUGCCUAUGUCGCAUCCGAACCGUCUGAGCGAUCGCAGCACGGGUGGGUUCCCUCCGCCCCACCCGCUCCGCCGUCUGAGCGAUCGCAGCAAGACUGGCUCCCCUCCGCCCCGCCCAUUCCACCGCCGAGUCCUUCAAGGGUGAGCAGCGAGAUUCUCCUCAGCGGUGUGCAUUGGACGACACCACGUGAAAAUGCGAGCGAAACGGGUGCGAGGACGACAGGAGAGCGUCCUCUACGCGACUCCGUGGCACGGGCUGAGGGCUCCGGCGUCAGGAUAUGCUCGAUCUGUUUGGAGUGCCCGGACGAGCGGGUGAUGUUCCUGCCAUGCCAGCACCACAUCUGCACAGGAUGCUCGGAGGAGUUCUUCGCGAGCACAAAUGCGCCGCGCUGCCCCGAGUGUCGCCAAGAAAUAAGAGAGCGCAUCACCACCGCGGUGAGGUGA